UCCUCGCUGCUCUAAUCACAGGCCUCCAUAUCUGCCUCUAACAUAAAUCGGCAGAGAGAGAGGAGAGAUCGCAGUCGUGAACUUGGAGUGGCGAUCGCUCUUAUUAGGGUUUCUUUAUGUUGUGCUAAUCACGGCUGUUCUUCGAGUCGGCGGUCGGCACUUCAACCGUUUCCAUAUUCCUCAACCGCAAGUGGAGAACCUCCCGGAGAAGAAGCGGGGCGUGGGGCUCCACGCCCUUGACAAGCACCGCUGCCCCUCUACUCACGGAGGCCGCGGUGCCCUUCCUUCCGCAGGCGGCAGUCCAUCCGACCUCCUCUUCCUUGCUGGCGGCGGCCAUCUCUCCUCGCUAACGCUCUCUUAUUAAACCUUCUCUAUCUCUCUUUUUCCCUCUUCAGUUCUUUUCUUCGUCUAAAGCUUAGAGAUGCUAACCAUCAAAAGGGUUCCGACCGUCCUUUCUAAUUACCAGGAAGACGCUGCUGGAUGCGGACGCAACUGCCUUGGUGAUUGCUGCCUUCCCGUCUCCAAGCUCCCUCUUUAUGCCUUCAAGGUCGAGAGUUUGCCGGCUGUGGUUUCUCCUUCUCAGGGAGAUUUGCCCUCUGAUUUUUUACUGAACACUCUCUUAUUUGGACAGUGGGAGGAUCGCAUGAGCCGAGGGUUAUUCAGGUAUGAUGUGACUGCUUGCGAAACGAAGGUGAUUCCAGGAGAGCAUGGUUUCAUAGCGCAACUGAAUGAAGGGCGCCACCUCAAGAAGAGACCGACCGAGUUCAGGGUUGAUCGGGUCCUGCAACCUUUUGAUUCAGCCAAGUUUAAUUUUACUAAGGUUGGACAGGAAGAGGUCUUGUUCCGAUUUGAAGCUGGUGAAGAUGAUGCAUCUUGCUUCUUUGAGAUUGCCUCUGUUGAUAAGGGAGUUCCACCUAAUGUUGUUGCUAUUAAUGUGAGCCCCAUUGAGUACGGCCAUGUUCUACUAAUCCCCCAUGUGCUUGAGUGUUUGCCUCAAAGGAUUGAUCCAGAAAGCUUACUGCUUGCACUUCACAUGGCAGUAGAAGCAGGAAGUCCUUACUUCAGGCUGGGUUAUAACAGUUUGGGUGCCUUUGCCACCAUAAAUCACUUACACUUCCAGGCCUAUUACUUAGCUAUGCCUUUUCCUGUGGAGAAAGCUCCAACUAAGAAGAUUCACAUUGUUCAAGGUCUGGCAAAGAGUCUCGGUGUAAAGAUCUCAAAACUGUUGAACUACCCAGUGAGGGGCCUAGUUUAUGAAGGCGGAAAUUGCCUAAAACACUUGGCUGAUGUUGUUGCUCAAUCCUGCAUUUGCCUUCAAGAAAAUAGCAUCCCAUUUAAUGUGCUUAUUUCUGACUGUGGGGGGAGAAUAUUUUUAUUUCCACAGUGCUAUGCUGAGAAACAGGCGCUUGGGGAAGUGAGCCAAGAGCUCCUAGAAACACAAGUGAACCCUGCAGUGUGGGAGAUUAGUGGCCACAUGGUGCUUAAGCGGAGGAAAGAUUAUGAUGAGGCAUCUGAGGAAUAUGCUUGGAGGUUCUUGGCUGAGGUUUCCCUUUCUGAGGAGAGGUUCGAAGAGGUGAAAUCCUAUAUAUUGGAGGCCAUUGGUACUGUGGAGGCUGAGAAGGAUGAGAUGGAUUCAAAGGUGGAUGAAGAAGAAUCCUUCCAUUCCACAGCCACUGUGUCUACUUUCCCAGAAAGCUGUUUGGUUCUGCUGUGAAAGAUGUGGCUCUCUACUGUGUUUGCUUCGGCCAGCAGUCUUUUAGAAGGAAAUAAUCCAGUCGUUAUAGCAGUAUUUGUAUGCAGUUGCGUUCUGUCUGCGUGUUCAUCUGUUUGUUUCUGCUUUCUGCACCUUCGGCCUGUUAAGCUAAUGCAGAUGUUUUCUGGUAUGUUUUCGGUCUGUUGUUCAGACUUUAUGUUUAUAAUGGUUGGAAUUUCGUAAGAGCUCUGUCCUUGUUUUUCAAUAAGAAAGGUGCUGAUAUCCCUUAAUAAAAAACUGUUUGUUCCUAAA
Dendrobium catenatum is the source of this 2005-nucleotide messenger RNA. RefSeq names its product GDP-L-galactose phosphorylase 1. NCBI's taxonomy places the organism in Eukaryota, Viridiplantae, Streptophyta, Magnoliopsida, Asparagales, Orchidaceae. Gene Ontology annotation, biological process: glucose metabolic process. The record is from RefSeq and is a predicted model, not a curated record. The coding region runs from base 422 to 1714 and encodes 430 amino acids. Gene Ontology annotation, molecular function: GDP-D-glucose phosphorylase activity. Gene Ontology annotation, cellular component: cytoplasm. The transcript has 6 exons.